AAAUAACGGGGAAGUAAUGGGGACUGAAGACCAAGGAGAAAACCUGAAGGCUUGGUGGCGCCAUGGUGUUCACGCUUUCCGGUCCCUGCCCGCUCCACAUUAUCUUCAGUUUCCCCACCGGGGCGCUUAGGCUGCGGCUCGGGCGGAAGUGCCUUGCAGCGGUGGAGCGCUGCGGCUCGGGCGGAAGUGCCUUGCCGCGUGGUCCUCAGAGGCUGUGGUGGUGGCUGAAGGGACGGCCCGGGAGCUCAGGGUUGGCCUGGUUGCCGGCAACGCCAUCAGUCAUGUUCCCCAUCAGGCCCAGCAGCCCCGUCGGGGUCGAGGAGGAGGAACUAGCCGAGGAUGAUCUGGCAUUCAUAAGCCAAAGCCAGGGGAGCUCGUCUGAGGGGAGCGGAGAGGCCGCGGCCCGGUCCGCCUCUUCCCCCUCCUUGCUGCAGCCCGGCAACCUCUCCUCCAGCUCUUCCCGCCAGUCCCGCGAGCCGCACAACUCCCAAGAUCCAGACAGGCCUUUUCUGACAGAGGCCACAGGCCCAGUGACGGCGGAGGCCUCGGCGAUGACGUCGAGCUCUGGGGAGCUUGUGUCCCAGACCAACAGUGAGCCGAGCUCUGGGUCCCCCCGUGCCCACCGGGUCCCCUCUUCUCACAACUCCCCCACGGCCGCCGCUGUGGCAGCCUGCCCAUCUGCCUUCACCUUCUCCAGGCGUGUCGCUGCUGCGGCCUCCGGCUCGCACCCCCCAAAGCUCAGGCGGGUGAGAAUGACCGGGCGCCCAGUGGACAUCCCGCUCUUUGGUUUGCUGAAGAGCCGCAGCCUGGGCCGAGGGAACUAUGUAGGCCUGGCCCGAGGGAACUAUGUAGACCCCGCCCGAGACAACUUUCACAUGAUGACCAGGUUGUACAAAUCCAUCCACCCCGCAGACUUGCUGUACUUAAACACUGGCAGCCACGGCUCCAUCUUCAACUUGGAGUACUCCCCUGAUGGGUCAGUGUUAACAGUUGCUUGUGAACUGAGUGAAGUUCUUCUUUUUGACCCCAUAUCUUCAAAGCAUAUAAAAACGCUUUCUGAAGCUCAUAAUGACUCCGUAAAUAGUAUCAGGUUUCUGGAUAAUAGACUGUUUGCAACAUGCUCCGAUGACUGUACAGUAGCCCUUUGGGAUCUAAGAAAAUUAAACUCUAAAGUGUGCACUUUACAAGGUCAUUCUAGCUGGGUGAAGAACGUUGAGUAUGACGUUAAUAAAAGACUCUUAGUUUCAUCAGGAUUCGAUGGAAAUGUAAUCAUUUGGGACACUAACCGGUGCACAGAAGAUGGGUGCCCACACAAGACAUUCUUUCACACCCGUUUUCUUAUGCGGAUGAAGUUAACUCCAGACUGUUCCAAAAUGCUGAUUUCAACCUCUUCUGGUUAUCUUUUGAUUUUACAUGAUCUUGACUUGACAAAGUCUUUAAAUGUUGGAAGAUAUCCAAUUAUAAGGGCAGGAAGCACUGCAUGGAAUUCUGAUGCGAGUACUUCUGCAAGUUCAUCUACUUCUAGAGCUGCUGGUUCAUCUUCUCGUGAUGGGGAUUCUGGUUCAUUAUCUGAGCAACAUGUGUCACUUCCUAAUUGUCUUGAAAUUUUAAUACCAGAAGUUCCUCUCAGGAAGCGUAAUGGUAACUCCAUUACAUCUUUACAACUACAUCCUAAAAGUCGGGCUGCCCUUUUACGGUGUUCCAGUAAUACAGAUGAUCAGGAGUGGACCUGUGUCUAUGAAUUCCUAGAUGGGCCUCCAGUACGCUCUGUUUCACCUCGUUAUUCUCUCAGACUGACUCAUUAUAUUGAGGAAACGAAUGUUAGCAGUGGGUAUGUCAAAGAACUUUGUUUCAGCCCUGAUGGUCGACUGAUUUCUUCCCCACAUGGCUAUGGGAUCCGCUUAUUGGGAUUUGACACCCAGUGCCAUGAAUUUUUUCACUGCUUAUCCCCCAGAGCCAGGCCCUUGAAGGAAAUUCAUUCUCUUUACUCUCAUAAUGAUAUGGUUCUGACAACCAAGUUCUCCCCCACACAUUGUCAGAUUGCCUCAGGGUGCCUUAGUGGACUCGUGUCUUUGUAUCAGCCAAAGUUUUAGGCAAAACUCUCAUCAAAAAAGGAACUCUUUUGGUGUUCAACUUCUAAAUUACUUCUGUUCAGGUGAAAUAUUUUCCUUAGACAUCUUGUAAGUGGUUCAAGAUCCUCAUCCCUAGGGUCCAUGAACAUCCCAACAAUGACAUAGGGGUACUCAGUCUAACACUGGAUGUUUGAUACCGCAUCUCUAAGACAGACUGUGCAUUGUCUUUCUUCCUCGGCAUUCCUCUGCUCCUGCUGAUCCUGUGCCAUGGUUCCUCUGGUUGUGUUGCACAGUAGUCCUUGGAGGACUUUUCUCUAGGUGUGACUCUUGGUAGACAUUGGGCAGGAUUUUUGGUUCAGGAAGAUGGAAAGUGGUGCUACUCCUGAAUAAAACCUAGAACACUGAUGUUGGCAUAUUGGUUGUUACAAGCGAAAUUUUAUCUUGCAUAUUCAUUUGGCCCUUGUAAAUGGCCAUUAUUUCACUAUAAAGACUAAAUAAUGAAAAUGUUCUCAUAAGUAUCAGAUUAGAUUUUAUCAUAAUGACCUUUGAAGUUUAUUGAAACUACUAAUCUAGUUUUCACAACAUUGAGGGAUUUUGUUUAUUAUGAAAUAAUAGCCAAAUGUUGUUGUGUUUGUGUAAUUAGUUUCCUUUGUGUGAAGUUAAACUUCUAGUUUCCUUACUGUAUAUACUUGUUUUUAUUGACAGCUCUGAGAAGUGAAGAAAUGGACUUUUUCCUGUGGUGCAAAGAAAAGGUUCUGCUGGCUUAGCAGAAAGCAUUUAUUAUUGACUGAUGGGAAAAGCAUCAUUUAGAGACUUUUGUCAUCUUCUUUGCUGCAAUCUGUAUAGUGUAGUAGAAAUUGUUACAUUACCUGGGGCAGAUCAUUGAGUAAAAAUGCCCCCUCUUACUCUGCUUUCUUCCCUUAUUCCCAUGGGGAAAAACGUGUGUAAGAAUACUGUUUUUUUUUGAGAACACUUAAUUUGUUUCAUUAGUGUUAUAUUUGUUAAUUGAGAACACCAGCCCUGUUUCCAGGCUAAUUGUCUAGUUAUGAUAUUAUUUAUACUGUGUGUAUUGAAUGGAAUGUCACAUAAGAACAUAUACUGAAUAGGUUCCAUAUUUAAACCAGGGCUGGAAGUUGUUUUCCCCUUUUUUUUUUGGUUCCUUCCCUCCUUUUCUUCUUCUUCUUCUUUUUUUUUUUAUCAUGGGCUUGAAAUGCAUUGCCCUAUGAACAACAAUUGGGCCAUCCUCAAGAAAUGACAGUUAUACACAAGUUGCCAUGUCAAUGUAAAUAUCUUCCCAUCCUGCAUUAUAGCUAAGUAACUAGAAUUGAUACUUAUGUGUGUUAAAAUAAUACUUUAGUAGAUCUUUAUUUGUAGAACAUUUUUGAAGAGUUAGAUUAUAAAUAUAAGUAGUAGCUCCGGCCUAGCUGUCGGACCAGAGAAUACAUCUCCCAGCUAUGGCAGUAAAUUUAGAGUUACAAAAUAUGGAUAUAAUUAUACCAAAUUAAGGGAGUUGGAAAACCUGUUGAACCAAUCAUUCACAUGUACAAAUGUGCCUUGUUUAAGCCAGUAGAUGCAUUCCUCAUAUUUUGGGGGAAUUUCUGUCAACUCAAACAUUUCUCACUAAUUUGUAUUAUGUAAUUGGAAGAUGCUUUUCUGUACAAAAAUGUUGCCACAAGAAAUAAUAAAAACCACUUUUGUGCAUUGAAAAAAAAAGAACAUGGAGCAAACACGAAGGGCCAUAGGGUCUCAUCAAGUGGUAGAUAAAGAUAUUCAUGGGUUUGUGGGAUUCUGAGGUGGUCUUGGGCUAUUAAUAUUGAUCAUUGAACAAGGGACUGUAAGGUCUCAGCAGGAGGUAUAUUACAAGACUUCUGAGGUCUUGGGAUGCUGAAUGGUGACUCGAGUAAGAUGAAAACAUGAAGGAUCAUCAAGGGAUAGAGUGUCACUGGAUUUUGGGGUUCUCUGUUAGAUAUGGGGUAGUAGUGGUGUUCCAAGAAGCAGAAGAAAGCAUUCAGGGUCAUAGGGUCUCAUCAAGGUGCAGUUAACUAUGCUCAUGGUGUUGUGGGGGUUCUCAGUUUGUCAUAGGGAAAUAAUGAUCACCAAAGAAUUAGGCACCACAGUUUCUCAGCAGGGGGUAGAUAAAGAGCCCUUUAGGGUCAUGGGGUUUUCAGUUAAUCAUGGGUUAGUAAUGGUGGCCAAAGAACAAGGAGAAAACAUGAAGGACCAUUGGGUCUCAUGAAGUGUGUGUAUAUAUAUAUAU
This is a messenger RNA of Sarcophilus harrisii (Tasmanian devil), 4329 nucleotides long. RefSeq names its product DDB1- and CUL4-associated factor 10-like. Lineage: Eukaryota; Metazoa; Chordata; Mammalia; Dasyuromorphia; Dasyuridae. Gene Ontology annotation, cellular component: Cul4-RING E3 ubiquitin ligase complex. The transcript has a single exon. The record is from RefSeq and is a predicted model, not a curated record. Gene Ontology annotation, molecular function: protein binding. The coding region runs from base 63 to 2093 and encodes 676 amino acids.